CUCAGCGCGCGGACCAGCUGCAGCUUUUUCCUCCUUAAAAUGGCUGAAAAAUAAAAAAUAAUAAAGAAAAUAAAGAGAAACGCGAAGCUCUGCUGUUGCUGCUGUCGGAGUCCGUCAGGUUCUAUCAGGUUCUAUCAGGUUCUGUCAGGUUCUGCUGAAUUCUCCUGAGAGCUGAACUUUCCAAUGAACUGCACCAGGGUUCUCCACAUGCUAAACCCUCGGCCCGGGGGUCCAUCUCCAAUCAUGCCCGUGGACAUGGCUAUGAGGAUCUGCCUUGCCAGCUCGCCUCCUCUGCGCUCCUUCCUCAGUACCUACGACAGCCGCCGCUCCUCACCGGCCACCAUCCUGCGACCCUGCCUGACCUCCGGGAGCUGCGGGGACACCGGGCGCUGCGGGGACACCAUCGGGACUGGCAUCACCACGGCGAGCCCGGUGUCACCGUCGUCGCUGGCAGAUCUCUGCGGCGGCAGCCCAGCCUGGCUGAGGAGGAAGAAGAAGAAGAACGUGGUCUUCGCAGACUCUCGAGGUCUGGCGCUCGCCGCCGUGCACGUCUUCAACGAGGCGGAGGAGGAGGCGCUGAGCGAGCUGCAGUUCCACCUGACGGAGAUGGAGGGCGCCGCAGCCGGACUGCGUCUGGCAGACCGCGAAGACGCUGCAGAUUCUAGUCCAGGUCUGGUUCUGGACUUCACCCAGCCGGCUGCAGACUACCUGGACCUGAGGAACCGGAUCAAAACCCAGCAGGUUUGUCUCGAGACGUGUUCCAUCCAGGAGCGUCUGCUGUCCGGCACCGUUCAGGUCCGAAACCUCUGCUUCGACAAGUCCGUGUCGGUGCGGAUCACCUUUGAUACGUGGCGCUCCUUCCGGGACGUCCCGUGUCAGUACCUGAACAACGUGUACGGCUGCCCCGACACCGACACCUUCUCCUUCUCCGUCUCGAUACUGGAGGACCUCGAGACCUCUGAGAGAGUGGAGUUCUGCAUUCAGUACCGGACUCCGGACCAGACCUACUGGGACAACAACAACGGAACCAACUAUGGGCUGGUGGACCCGAACCGCAGCCGGACCCAGAGCGAUGCGAGUCCGGCCCGGCUGGAUAUCCAGGGAGACCGAUGCAAAGAAAAGAGGAUGGAGUUUGAUCCGUUCGGGAGUCCCCGGACAUCAGCGGGGAUCUUCCCAGAGUGGCAGAGCUGGGGCCGCGUGGAGACCGGCGCCCCCUACUGGUGAGCACGCCACAGGACCCGUUUUUAUGAUGCACCUACUGACAUUUUGUUCCCAAGAGAUUCACAAAACCUUCACACAAGCACUGACCUGGAGGAGAUCCAGGUGUUCAUAGGAUCCACUACGGAUCGUUGCUUCACUCGAGCCACUUUAGCUGCACAAACUUUAUUUAAUUAUUAAAGACGUAGAGGAAGGACUCAGGUACUCACAAUGUUUCGCCCCAAUAGACGUCUAAAUCUGGCACACCUGGGCUCUCCCGAGUCCUGCUGCACUCCCAGGGCCAGGCCACUCCACAUGUGGUCCUCCUGAGCCGACACCCUGCAGGAUCCCUGCUGACCGUCUGGGAAACCUUAAAAAUGUUACAAUGGGAGUUGGUGCUCACCUGAAGCAUCUCAAUAAUUUACCACAUUUAAAUAUGCAACUUGGACAAUAAACGGAGAAGCUGAAAGAUUUACAGGAGAACCAGCAUUCACCAGGGCUGAAAGCUUCCAAAAGACCUGAGACCAGCUGACCUGUAGCCACAAGGUGUUCAAGGCCCACGAGGCGUUCAGGGCCAAUGAGGUGUUCAGGGCCUUCAAGUGUUUUAAAAAAACUCCUCAAGGCUUCAGUAGCAUUUCUAAAACAUUAAAGUAUUCAGCUUCAUUUUUCAGCAGCUUUAACAGGAGUUUUAUUUUUAUAUAAAGAAUCUAAAGGAUGAAUUCUCAGUUCAGGCACCGGUCCAGUCUGACACCAGGAUCACUGACUGGAGGAGGAUUCGUAUGGAUUCUGGUCCCAGGAUGUGACCUGUUAAUCAGCUGUUUCCCCUCAAUCCUGAUUUCUUUUCCACUGUGAAAACUGAUUAAUUAUUUAUAUUAAAAACCUCGAAGUCCAAGUUCUGAACCAGCAGCAGGGCUUCGAGUCCUGAACCAGCGGCAGGGCUUCAAGUCCUAAACAAGCAGCAGGUCAUCUAGUCCAGAACCAGCAGCAGGUCUUCAAGUCCUGAACCAGCAGCAAGUCAUCUAGUCCAGAACCAGCAGCAGGUAUUCAGGUCCUGAACCAGCAGCAGGGUUCAGGUCCUGAACCAGCAGCAGGUCUUCAGGUCCUGAACCAGCAGCUGGUUUUCAGUCUGAAACUAUGUGUUCUAAACACUUUAUUCUUGUGUUUCACUGUUAAACCUUUAUGCCUUCAGCCUCAGCUGUCCGGACCUCCCGUGCUCUGCAGAGAUGGAUUUCAGGGUCAGGGUCCAGUGGCCUAAAACUGAGAUCUGUAGUUUUGUCCCUUUGUCUGAUGACUUCAAGCAUAGACAAUUUUUUGCCCCUAAAGACCUCGACUUCAGAACAAGCUGAUGAAGUUAAAACGAUGCAACAGUAAACCUGUUCCUGUUAGACACCUGCACUUUAGUCUCUAACUCUGACUCUGAGCUGUGACUCUGAGCUUGCACUUGUUUUUAAAUGUCUCUUUUUUUGUAGAAUGGACUCGGACUUGUCGUAGACUAUGAUCUGAUGUCUUUUCGUCUCACUUGGACUUGGUCCUGGUGGUUCUGGUGGUUCUGGUGUCCUGACCUGUCCCCCUUUCUGACAGAUGAGUCACAGAGAGUGAUCAGGAACAGCGAGUGUCUGUGAACACAGCAUGACCCUGAAACAUAUUAUAACAGAUAUAAUUAUAAAUUAUGAAUAAAUAAUAUUUAUUACUGUCAGCACUGUGAUGGUCUUCACCUGUCCAGGUGACUUCGCCUCUCUCCCAGCUGGGACCUGCUGGCGGCCCCAGAAGGAGAAGCGGUUAGGGAGAAUGGAUGGAUAUAUUAUAUUAUAUUAUAUUAUAUUAAAGUAUAUAUUAUUAUUAUAAUCCAGCUAAGUGAAGCUCCAGUUUUAUUCUCGGCUGGUUCCUCAGUGAGCUUUAGUUUCUCAGAGGAUAAACAAGCUUCUAUUGGACUCGGCCACGGUCACAUUCUCGUUGGUCGACAGCAGAGUGAUGUCACAGCUCUGCUCUGAUUGGCAGCCAAUGAGCUGACAUGAGCGUUCAUCUGAAACAGAUGGUUAUAUUUCUUGAUGUCUGUGAACGCAGCAUGGAGACGAUUUAUUUGUUUUAUUCCCAUUAAACACGUUGUCAUGGUGACUGCUGUAGUCCCGUUGUCAUGUUAACUACUGUAGACAGAGGGUAACCUGCACUUCCUGUUAGCUCCUGUAGCUUUUCAGAUUAAAAGCCUUUAAUUCCAGUGCUCUUACCUGAGUGAGUGUAUGUGUGUGUGUAUGCGUGUGUGUGUGUGUGUGUGUGUGUGUGUGUGUGUCAGGAAGUCUUGAAGGGGAAUGUAAAGUUUCAGAGUAAAGUGGCGCCCGGCGGCGGCGUGCUGCGUUCAGGUUCCUUUCAGAUUUAUUUUAAACGGAAACAUUUGGCACCGUGUGAUGAUGUCAUCCUGAGUUUUUAUUUAUAAUAUAAAAUGCUGUUUUUAUUCAUGUUUAAUUUAAAAGGAACAGAAGAAAUAAAUUAGAGAUAAAAUCUGUUUUCUUUAUUCCGACACGACCUGAACGCAGCAUGUAACCGCUGUUAGCUCGCGUGCUAACGGACGCUACAUGGUGUUUAAGUUGGAGAUGUAACAAUGAUGUCAUACUGUCCUGAUGGAGGAGGAAGUGAUGUAACGAUGAUGUCAUACUGUCCUGAUGGAGGAGGAAGUGAUGUAACUAUGAUGUCAUACUGUCCUGAUGGAGGAAGAAGUGAUGUAACGAUGAUGUUAUACUGUCCUGAUGGAGGAGGAAGUGAUGUAACGAUGAUGUCAUACUGUCCUGAUGGAGGAGGAAGUGAGGUCAGCAUGGAGUGAUUGACUGUCCUAUUAUGUGUCCCUUGAGAAUAAAUGUCUGUUCAUAAUGUUUUUAAUGUUUGUGAUUAUUACGUCAUCAGAAGAGACUUUCAAAAUAAAAUCUGAGAUCCUUAA
Centropristis striata (black sea bass) is the source of this 4126-nucleotide messenger RNA. RefSeq names its product protein phosphatase 1 regulatory subunit 3C-B-like. The record is from RefSeq and is a predicted model, not a curated record. Bases 184 to 1224 code for a protein of 346 amino acids. Gene Ontology annotation, molecular function: protein phosphatase 1 binding; glycogen binding. Gene Ontology annotation, biological process: regulation of glycogen biosynthetic process. Gene Ontology annotation, cellular component: protein phosphatase type 1 complex. Lineage: Eukaryota; Metazoa; Chordata; Actinopteri; Perciformes; Serranidae. The transcript has 3 exons.